CUUCAUUAGGAAUUGCUCGCACAUUCACCGUUUGAGACGGCGUUGUUCGUCGAGGUCACCCAUCACACUUCACAAGGGGUCCCACCCUUCAAUACACUGCUUUCAUUCCACAUCCCAAUUCAUCCAAGGUCCCAAAACAUCAAAUAUGCUCCUCGCCUUUUGAUUCUUCUUAACCUUUCCUGUUGCAAUGCUUGCUGCUGAACACAUCCAACACACCUUGCAUUGUGUGCUCGGCCACUGCUACUCAACAACCUCUCUCGUCCUUCGUCUGCUCGGCACCUCAAUGUCGAGCCCUCUCCUACUUCCUGCCUGCACUUGACUUCUCAAAUACCUCUUUCGACUACACCCACCCUCUCGAACGACCCUGUCUCAUGUCGCUCAUGUCUACUCUACACCGAGGUGUAGGGAGUCUAGAUUGGCCACUGUCGAGCAAGCCAUCCCACGACUAUACUGGUGCAUAUGGGUUCAAGAGGCGGAAUACGAACGAUACAUACUUCAGCACCGGUCUGCCUACACCUCCUGGAUCCAAGGCCAUGCCAGGAGUGACCUUGGGAAAUGGCCAUGCCUCAUUUCCCAGUCACCCAUCUCAACAUCUCGGCGACUACCCUCAGAAUGGUAUUGGGUCUUCACAGAGUUAUGGAAGGUCAACCACCAGAUCCGAUACCAGCUCAUUCAAUCUUGUCCCUGCUUCGAGUUCGACCUCGGACUCGUACAGUCACCAAGCUACGGAUAGCACUCACGUCAAUGCCAUUGCACCCCAUCUACAGAUACCGGAGUCAGUGAACAAGAGCAAGGGAAGCCUGGCAGAGUUUACGGCAGAGAUCACUUGUCUUUUCUGGUUCGAAACCGCAGGCACAAUACAAUACGCAGAAGUUCUGCCCAAAGACAGCCCUGUGGAGCGAGGGUUGCUUCCUGAUGCCGUUCCCACCAUUGGCUUUCGAAAAUGGGUAACUACGAUUAUUAGCACUACCCAAGUAGGCAAAAAUGUGGUGUUGCUGGCACUAAUGUUCAUUUAUCGUCUGAAAAAGUUCAACCCCAGCGUGAGUGGAAAGCGUGGUAGCGAAUUCAGGCUCUUGACAAUCGCUCUUAUGCUCGGCAAUAAAUUUCUGGACGACAACACCUACACAAACAAAACUUGGGCAGAGGUUUCUGGCAUUUCAGUGACAGAAAUUCACAUUAUGGAGGUGGAAUUCCUCAGCAACAUGAGAUACGAUCUAUAUGCCUCGGCCGAAGAGUGGAAUGAGUGGAAGGCCAAAUUAGGAAGGUUUGGCGCGUUUUAUGACAAAGCAUCCCUGUUACCAUCAACCGACGACAGCAAGAUCACAGCACCAGUUACACCAACCUCGCAGAGCUUCUCACAUAAACUGCCCUCGCCGCCUUCACCUCGCCAUGUUGUCAGCCCCUUCAGGUUGUCACCUUCCAACAGCUCCUAUCCCACUUUGCCCCAUCCAUUACCUUCGACCGUUCAAUUGCCAAGCUCACCUCUACGGCCGCAAUACGGAGGCAGCAUUCCGCGAGAAGAGCGUAAGAGGAGCCUAGACCUCUUUACAGAUCUCCCGCCAGCAAAGAGGCAGCAGUAUCCUGCUCCGAUGCAAAUCGGAUCUAUCACCAAUUCUGGGCCCGCUCAACACACUCCAGCUAGUCUUCGGAUACCUCCCGUCAACAAUAAUGCUUUAGAAUCACAGCAACCUUUGGUACCUCUGGAAAUUCCACGACUGGAUGUCCCCCGGGUUCCCGCUACAGCUUCUCACCCCUCGACCCAACUGGCCCCCCUUUCGAUGCCGUCCAGUCGUGCAAUGGCUAGCGUCUAUCCAAGCACGAGUACUGGCUAUUCUCAACCCGUAACGCCGAUAUCUGCUAUCCCUCAAAACUUAUUCCAAAAUCCUGUUCCCAACCUUGGCGAUGGGUCUCGAUCCGUAUCGAAUCAUCCUUCGGCUCAUACCUCUCCAUCGAAUGGUUUCCACAGCGUGACUCCUACUCUUCCGGGUCUUUCGCCGUCAUACUUUUUGACUCACCGUACUUCCCCAUAUCGGCCGGUACGACAUGUCAAUACCCUACUGUUUCCACCACCGUCAACCACUCUUCAAGCUCCUGUCAGGAACAUUCCAUAUGAUCAGAUUCAUUACCAGCUUCUUGGCAAAGUGCCUUCCGAGCGUCGGACUGGUCCACUUCCCUUCAUGCAAGCGGAUGCCUGGCAGAGAAGCAAUGUCUCGACUCCAUUGACUCAUCCCCAGUACCAUUUUUAACUUUCGGCAUUCGAAGUUGUAUUACUUCAGCGCUUCUUCCUCUUCACCUAUUGUUCCGACUCCAGUGUUAUGCAUAGCGUGGUGGUUAUUGAUCUUCUUUUCGACUAUGUCGACAUUAGCGAGGUGCAUUUUAACGGCGUUCAAUGGACUGGAAUAAAAGGGCAAAAUAUAGCAACAUUUGGGAGCUGGACAAAAGCUCAACUUCCUCACAGAAGUGAAUACAGAAUAGAUCGUCUAGCGUAGAGCACCAACGUGCACUUGUUUGCACCUGGGGUUUCUGGAGAAGGAUAU
Molecule: messenger RNA, 2537 nt
Organism: Exophiala oligosperma
Lineage: Eukaryota; Fungi; Ascomycota; Eurotiomycetes; Chaetothyriales; Herpotrichiellaceae
Exons: 1
Coding region: 372-2246 (624 amino acids)
Biological process (GO): regulation of cyclin-dependent protein serine/threonine kinase activity
Cellular component (GO): cyclin-dependent protein kinase holoenzyme complex; nucleus
Molecular function (GO): protein kinase binding; cyclin-dependent protein serine/threonine kinase regulator activity
Source: RefSeq, a predicted model, not a curated record